AUGAUAAACGAAAAGAAAUCGGCUCAAAGAACCCAUGCUAGAGUAGGAACUGAACAAAGUAGAGAGGCAAAUAAAAGGGCCAAGAGGGCAGUAGCAAGGCCAAAGGCAGAAGCAAUGAGCAAAUUCUUUGAAGAUCUGGAGACCAAAGAGGGACAGAAAAACAUCUUUAGAAUUGCAAAGGCUAGGGACAAAGCACCUAAAGACAUUGUUCAUAUUAAAGAUAACAAUGGGAGUGUACUAACAAGGGAAAGCGUGGGACCUGAUGAGAUCCCAACUGAAGCGUGGAAGUGCCUGGGUGACGAGGGUGUAGACAUCCUAUUAGACCUUUUACGAAAGAUUUACCAACACGUGAAGAUACCAGACAUAUGGAGGGAAAGAACAUUAGUUCCAAUAUAUAAGGACAACGGAAAUUACAGGAUUGCGGAAACUACCGGGGGAUAA
This is a messenger RNA of Penaeus chinensis, 441 nucleotides long. RefSeq lists its product as uncharacterized. Lineage: Eukaryota; Metazoa; Arthropoda; Malacostraca; Decapoda; Penaeidae. Bases 1 to 441 code for a protein of 146 amino acids. The record is from RefSeq and is a predicted model, not a curated record. The transcript has 2 exons.